AAAUUCUGGAAGAUAAUGUGCUCUUGGUUGAGCUUUUCGAUUCUCUUGGUGCUCCUGGAAUGACUCCUACUAGUAUAAAUGACCAGCUAGUCAAAGAGGGACUAGCAUCUUAUGAAGUAGGAUAUAGCCUCAAGGAUAAUUGCAAAAAGCAUAUUGAAGUAUGGGAUCCUUCUCCAGAAGAAAUUAUUUCAAAUGAAGUAAACAGCUUAAAUCCUGUGUCUGUAAAAUCUCUACCUAAUGAGAAUCUCCCAUCACUUUAUAAUAAGGAACUGCCUGUACAUAUCUGUAAUGUGAUAUCUCCUGAGAAGAUUUAUGUUCAGUGGUUAUUAACAGAAAACUUACUUAAUAGUUUAGAAGAAAAGAUGAUAGCUGCUUAUGAAAACUCAAAGUGGGAACCUAUUAAAUGGGAAAACGAUAUGCACUGUGCUGUUAAGGUCCCUGAUAAAAAUCAGUGGCGAAGAGGCCAGAUCAUCAGAAUGGUUACAGACACACUGGUAGAGGUCUUGCUGUAUGAUGUGGGUGUUGAACUAGUCGUGAAUAUUACGUGUUUACGAGAACUUCAAGAAAACCUAAGGACAAUGGGAAGAUUAUCUUUGGAAUGCUCUCUUAUUGACAUAAG
Messenger RNA from Lontra canadensis (Northern American river otter), 619 nucleotides. RefSeq names its product RING finger protein 17-like. The transcript has 4 exons. The annotation marks the transcript as partial. Lineage: Eukaryota; Metazoa; Chordata; Mammalia; Carnivora; Mustelidae. The record is from RefSeq and is a predicted model, not a curated record.